AUGGAAAAUGAAACAACACCGUCAUACUUUUUCUUCACCUUAUUUAAGGGUUAUGAAAAUGUAAGAAUAAUUUAUUUUCUGUUAACAGUGAUAGUGUAUCUUCUCAUCAUCCUUUUCAAUCUAAGCAUCAUACUGGUUGUAUUCAAGGACAAGUCCCUUCAUGAACCCAUGUACCUUUUAAUUUCUUGUCUCUUACUAAACUCUCUGUAUGGCAGUUCUGCACUUUUUCCAAGACUCUCUGUUGAUCUUCUGUCAAAGACUCAUGCCAUAUCCCGUCCUGCAUGUUUCACACAGAUAUUUGUUAUUUACACCUAUGCAAUAUCUGAAUACACUGUAUUAACCAUGAUGGCAUAUGACAGAUAUGUAGCCAUAUGUCAACCACUGCAAUAUCAUAACAUAAUGACACAAAGGAGAACAUAUCAGCUUAUUUUGUGUGCCUUUUCCUGGUCAAUCUUUUGGAUGACUCUUGUCAUUUAUUUUUCUAUCAGGCUACCACUCUGUGGCAGUCAGAUACCAAGAGUAUACUGUUCAAAUUGGUCUGUAGUAAGACUUUCUUGUGUGACAACAGCAGCUAAUAAUGUUUUGGGGCUUUUUGUUACCGUAACUACAAUCUUUCUGCCUGCAGGUUUCAUAUUGUUCACAUACAUUAGGAUUCUUAUUGUCUGCCAUAAAAGCACCUCAGAAUUUAGAGGUAAAGCACUGCAAACCUGCUUGCCUCAUAUUGUAAAUUUUGUAACCUACUCAUUGGCGACAUUUUCUGAUAUUGCACUCAGUCGUUAUGAACCUGGUCAAAUUGGAAAUGCUAUAGUUUUGAUAAUUUCCCUGGAAUUUAUUCUGAUUCCUCCAUUACUAAAUCCACUGAUAUAUGGCCUAAAUUUACCAGAUAUACGAAAGAAAAUUCUCAGUCUGAUUAUUUAAUCAAAAAUCUUUCAAAUCUUAAAAA
Messenger RNA from Clupea harengus (Atlantic herring), 943 nucleotides. RefSeq names its product olfactory receptor 10J1-like. The record is from RefSeq and is a predicted model, not a curated record. Gene Ontology annotation, cellular component: membrane. Lineage: Eukaryota; Metazoa; Chordata; Actinopteri; Clupeiformes; Clupeidae. Gene Ontology annotation, biological process: detection of chemical stimulus involved in sensory perception of smell; G protein-coupled receptor signaling pathway. Gene Ontology annotation, molecular function: olfactory receptor activity; odorant binding; G protein-coupled receptor activity.